Tarenaya hassleriana is the source of this 1532-nucleotide messenger RNA. RefSeq names its product geranylgeranyl transferase type-1 subunit beta. Lineage: Eukaryota; Viridiplantae; Streptophyta; Magnoliopsida; Brassicales; Cleomaceae. Bases 121 to 1269 code for a protein of 382 amino acids. The transcript has 11 exons. Gene Ontology annotation, biological process: protein geranylgeranylation. Gene Ontology annotation, cellular component: CAAX-protein geranylgeranyltransferase complex. Gene Ontology annotation, molecular function: CAAX-protein geranylgeranyltransferase activity. The record is from RefSeq and is a predicted model, not a curated record.
AGGCGUGGAAGUGGGAUUCGACGGGACAGACUCUCCGCGACUGACUGGUCUCUGACUCUCUGAGAUCGAGAUUCCCAUAUCGAUCCCAGAGACGCGGAAGAGGCGAUCUCGGUGACCGCCAUGGACGGAGGAGCAAGAGAUUGGGAGCGCUCGGAGGUGCAAGACGACAACAACGCAGAUGAAGAAGAGGAGGAGGAGGAGGAAGAAGAAGAAGAUUCGUCGCUGGGGCUGGUGAUGCCGCUGUCCCCGGACGUUUUCGAGAAGGAUCGACACGUGAUGUUCCUGGAGAUGAUGUACGAGUUGCUUCCUUACCAUUACCAAUCGCAGGAGAUCAAUCGCCUUACGCUCGCUCAUUUCGUUAUCUCCGGCCUCCGCUUCCUCGGCGCGAUAGACCGUGUUGAUAAAGAUGUAGUUGCAAGUUGGGUUCUGUCCUUCCAGGCGCGCCCUGGUUAUAGCGCUGCCCCAGACAAUGGACAAUUAUAUGGUUUCCAUGGUUCUCGGAGUUCUCAGUUUCCUGUGGAUAAAAAUGGGGUAUUGACUCACAAUGGCAGUCACCUCGCAAGCACGUACUGUGCCUUGGCAAUACUGAAGAACAUUGGCCAUGAUUUCUCGAACUUCGACUCUGAGUCAUUGUUGUUGUCUAUGAGAAAUCUCCAACAGCCUGAUGGCAGUUUUAUGCCCAUUCAUAUUGGAGGGGAGAUGGAUCUUCGGUUUGUCUAUUGUGCUGCCGCCAUCUGCUACAUGCUGGAUGAUUGGAGAGGAAUGGACAGAGAGAAGGCUAAAAACUACAUAUUAAACUGCCAGUCAUAUGAUGGUGGCUUCGGGUUGGUUCCAGGCUCGGAAUCUCAUGGUGGUGGUACUUACUGUGCUAUCGCAUCCCUCCGAUUGAUGGGGUUCAUUGAGGAUGAUCUCCUAUCAAAUAAUACAUCAUGUUCAAUCAUAGACCCUUCUAUGCUUCUCAACUGGUGCCUACAGAGACAAGCGAGUGAUGGUGGAUUUCAGGGUAGGCCUAACAAGCCAAGUGAUACGUGUUACGCGUUUUGGAUUGGAGCAGUCCUGAAACUUUUAGGGGCUUCUGAGUUAAUCGACGAAAACUCUCUGCGGGGGUUUUUACUGACCUGCCAAUACAAGUAUGGCGGUUUCAGUAAAUUUCCUAGAGAAUUGCCGGAUCUAUACCAUUCGUAUUACGGGUAUACAGCCUUCGCCCUCUUGGAAGAACCAAGCCUCAAUCCUCUGUGCCCCGAGCUAGGUAUACCCUCGGGUAUCUGACUCAUUCGAGUAGCACUUUCCACAUCGAUAUAACGGAUUGAUUCAAGUCUCAAGUAUAUUCCCACUUUGCGCGUUUUGCACAUUAAUAUCACUGAGAUUGCAAUUCUUCUCCUCGUGUUUUUUUUUCUUUCUUCUGGUGCAUGCUUAAGAUGGGAAGGUUAAGAACGUACCAUUUGCACGGACCCUUGUAGAACCCUCGACCGUAUCCGGUCACUGAUCUUCUCUUAUAGUUAUAGUUGAUGGAUUUCAAGUCCGAGCUUGCA